Molecule: messenger RNA, 309 nt
Organism: Durusdinium trenchii
Lineage: Eukaryota; Dinophyceae; Suessiales; Symbiodiniaceae
Source: the annotation of a GenBank genome assembly
AUGUCCAGCCGGGCUACUGAUAACUUCCAACCUCCUGCCUGUUCAACGACAACAAAAACGGUUGAAAGGAACAGGGAUGCGUGGUUUCACGGAGCUCGGAGAACUGCUUCAACUCAGGCACUGCGGAAGGAGCUGAGAGACGAGAGGUGUCGAUUGCAGAACUUCUCCUACAAGCUCAAGGCCACUGAGGAUGAGCUCUUUCGGAAAAAGGCCCAGGUGGAUCCUGGGAAGCUCCGGGUUCCUUCUUUGCCAUUGGACUUCAUGAAGCCGCGUGCGAUUGAGCACUUCAACUUGACGUGUCCCGGAUGG